This is a messenger RNA of Glossina fuscipes, 1367 nucleotides long. Its product is annotated as cysteine-rich motor neuron 1 protein. NCBI's taxonomy places the organism in Eukaryota, Metazoa, Arthropoda, Insecta, Diptera, Glossinidae. Gene Ontology annotation, cellular component: extracellular region. Gene Ontology annotation, molecular function: insulin-like growth factor binding. The record is from RefSeq and is a predicted model, not a curated record. Bases 241 to 945 code for a protein of 234 amino acids. The transcript has 5 exons. Gene Ontology annotation, biological process: regulation of cell growth; regulation of signal transduction.
GUACGAAAAAUAUCAUAAAAAUGCAUAAACCAAGCGGACGGCUAUGGCAAAACGAAACACAUAAAUUUCAGUUAAGAUAAAAACUAGCAGAGGAACCAUUUAUCCCUUACUUCUUCCUGAAAGAAAUAAUCCCCAAAAUAACGUUACGUUAAAUUAUAAAAACGACUGAUUAAACCGGAGUGUCCGCAAAAUAGAUAAAGACACAUCUUAAAGGGGAUCGGCGGCAAGUCCACGAAGGAAAUGUGCUCAAAAACUCAAUUUUGUUUUCUAAACUUACGCACAUAUUUAAUAUAUUUAUGCUGUUAUCUGUUAAUUGUGGUGGCGGCUGGCAGCCGCACCGUAAACGGUCUAAAAUGUUAUUGCAAUCCCAAAGAAUGUGACGUCAUACGUUCGUUGGACUGUCCAGGCAAGGGCAUGAUGCUUUGGGAUCCUUGCAAAUGCUGCCGUAUUUGCGCCAAAACUUUAGGCGAGACCUGUGGCGGACCGGGCGAAUUUUCCGGACAAUGUGAAUCGCCCUUGCAGUGUGUCAUAAAACUACCGAUCUCUAAUGGCCUGGGUGUAUGCAUGGAUUUAACAUUUUCCUCAAUUAAUGCGAUCUGGCCCAGCACGUAUCAACACGAACAUCAACAGCAUCAUUUAAAAAAUUGUACAAACUCGGAGACAAUAUAUAUAGAAUCGGGUUGCGAAAUAACCAACAAACGUUGCCAGUGUUGGCCGACAUUAACAGUUUGCCAGAACGAUGUGAACGCUGGCAUCGGAACUAUCGAUAUACGAUGGCAUUUUAAAACAAUUGAGGACUGCCAAUUGAAUUUACAAAAUCUAAUCAAACUUGAAAUGGAAUUCGAUGAAGAUUAUACAGUCUCGCCGACCACCACAUUCACUUACAAAAAGUUACGCAGGAAGCGAAGAUCCUCGAAGAAGAGAAGAUUCUAUGUUUUUCAUUAAUAACUAGUUUUCACGCCAAAAGGAUGUACACUAUCUCCAAUAAAAGGAAAUAACUUAACUUAAACAACAUCUAAAAGUAAAAGUAACGACCACCCUCAGCAUAGUAGGAAAAGUAGAAGAGAAAACGUUAAAAAGAAAUAUUAUAAAAAUAUUUAUAAAACAAAAAAAGUUGUAAAAAGAGAAUAAAAAUUAUAUGACAAAGAAAAAGAAAAACACAAAAAUCAACCUGUAAAUGCUUGCAUUAUAUAAAUACUUACAUAUGUUUAUACCUAUAUACAUUGAGAAAUAUACUGGAAAAUAUUUGCUUUUUCGUUUUGUUUAAUUAUGAGAAAGCUUUUCCGUAGAAUUCUUACAAACAAAAAAACCAUUAAAAAUCUAAAAAAAAAAAAAAAAAUUUAUUUAUAUGUGUACGUACUUGUUAU